Messenger RNA from Epithele typhae, 759 nucleotides. RefSeq lists its product as uncharacterized. The coding region runs from base 1 to 759 and encodes 252 amino acids. Lineage: Eukaryota; Fungi; Basidiomycota; Agaricomycetes; Polyporales; Epitheliaceae. The transcript has a single exon. The record is from RefSeq and is a predicted model, not a curated record.
AUGUCUACCCGCGCCCGCCGCCAACCACAGGCGCGAAACGAACACCCCAUCGAUCCUCCUCCUCCACCUCCUCCUCCAACGCACUUCUACACAUUCGCACGCAGAGCGUUCACGAUCAUCGUCACCUUCCUCCUCCUCCUCAACCUCGCGUCCGACCUCAGCGCCCGCUUCGCGCACCACGCCGCGCGGCCCCUCUACGCCUCCUACCCCGCACCCGUCGCGACGGGGAUCAUCGGCGCCGUGUGCGCGACGAUCUGCUACGCGCCCACGACGCUCGCCAUCGCCGCCUUCCUCCUCGCCUUCCGCACCGACAUCCGCCAGCGCGGUGGCGGCGCCGCUCUAGACCCGCCCCCGGGCGCGCGCACGGACUGGCGGCGGGUCGCGCGGAGCCUAUUCGCGGACGCGGCGGUCGUCGUCAAGGUCGCGGCGGUCGUGAGCCCGGCGCUGGCGUACGCGCUCGGGCACGGGGCGGGGAGCGCGCCGCCGCAGGUGCGUGCCGCGGAGGCGAGGGCGGGCGGGCAGCUCGCGGCGGCGGGCAUGACGCUCAAGAUCCUCGUCGUCGCGAGCGGGGAGAUGUGGGACUUGCUGCCGGUGGCGGCGCUGACGUUCGAUCGGGCGAGGGUGGUGCGGGAGCGAGGGAGGGAAGAGCGCGGUGGAGGGGGUCGAGAUAGAGGCUCGGCCGGUUGGAGGCGGGGCUGGAUUGCCAAUGGGCUCGGUGGUUCGGUUGUUCCAAUGGAGGGUUCUUGCUCGACGUCAUGA